GUGUCAAUGUCCCGGUUGGUUUUCCAUGGAAAUUUGCCAAUUUGGCCAUAUCUCCUCCACAUGAAUCAACCAUUAAUUCUUGAUAGGAAUUUACAAGGUCCAACUGCUGCGAUCGAAUCCUCACUCGUGUUCCUAUUUUUGUCGCCACACCUUCGUCACCCCAAAGUCAAUCAAAUUAUUCAUCCACCUCCCAGAAAAUAAUUAAGCUUAGUCCACUACUCCACUCCCUAUCAUAAGUCGUCCACACCAAAACAGAGCAUCGGCGGCGGCAGACGGAGGAGUGAAAGCUUCGUCUCCAAUUGUACAUGGCUUCAACGGCGCCGCACCGGCUCGCGCUGCUCCUGCUCGUCGCGGCCCUGCCGGCGGCCAUGUCCUCGUGCGCCGGCGAGGACUUCCCGUCCGGGAGGAGUUACGUGACGUGCGAGGACCUUCCCUACCUCGGCGCGUCGCUGCACUGGACCUACGACGCGUCCGGGCCCUCGCUGUCGCUGGCGUUCGUGGCCGCGCCGGCUGCGCCCGGCGGGUGGGUGGCGUGGGGCAUCAACCCCGCCGGCACCGGCAUGGUGGGCGCGCAGGCGCUUGUGGCGCUCGCGGGCGGCACCGCCAACUCAUCCGUGCAGGCCGUCGUCAGGACCUACAACAUCACCGGCUACGCGCCGCUCGGCGUAGCCCCGACGCCCAUCGCGUUCCCGGCCACCGGCCUCGCUGCCGACGUUGGUGGCGGCGGGAAGGUCCGGCUGUACGCGACGCUGCGGCUGGACAACAAGGGGGUUAAGAAGGUGGUGAACCACGUGUGGCAGGUCGGGUCCUCCGUGACCAGGGGAGCGCCCGACAUGCACGCCAUGGACCCCGACAACCUCGCUUCCAAGGGCAAGCUCGUCCUCUCCGACGGGGCUGCGGCGAGCGCUCCGGCGCCCGCCGGCGGCCCAUCCAGCUCCGGUGACGGUAGCGGCGACGGGACGCCGUUAAGCAGGGCGAUCUCACGGGCGGCGGACACGGCCGGAGUCCCGGCGCCUGCCGUCCUCGUACUGGCUGUGCUUGGCUUCUUGACGAUGACAAUCAUAAAUAGCAAAACCCAGAAAACACUUCUAUACUCUGUUUUGGAAUGACAUAUGCAGUUGAUGAAUACCGUUUACUGCCGCUUCUUCUUGUUUAUGUUUUGGCACCUAUUGAUGACUUAGUUUCUGAACCAGCACGAGUGUCAGUAAGGCUUAGUGCUCAGGGCAUCAUGAACAUCCUAGAGUGAAAUGUUGAGGUGAUCAUUACUUGGAAGCAUGCCUCCCCCUUUCUUUUUGCCUGCUACAUGAUUCUCAACUCUGUCCCACUCAAUGACCUCAAGAAAAAAUUCCCUAAAAAAUAGGAGAGUCCGUUUUUGGAUCAGGCGAUAGCGAGACCGGGCCAUAGGUCCACGCCUAGCAUGCACUAGUGCUGUUGAUUAUGCCUACAAGAUGCAUGAUCUGCGCAAAGCGCUAGCCCGGCCGGAUGAGCAGGUGGUGGCGGUUAUCAUCAAGGUUCAGUGAUUGUGGCAUGAUCUUGGCAACUUCGGCAGGGGGGCACCAAUUAACUUCUUUCCUUCCUCAAUGGCACGGCCAGUUGCUGUGACAAGGUGGUGGUGACCGCGACCACAGAGGACCCGGGCGGUCAACCUGGCUUAGCAGACGCAGCCGUGUAAAGAGGACCAGUUCGGCCUCAGCGUGCUGUCCUUGUCCCUUCCGAAUGAUGGAGGUGCUUGGGCAAGUCUAUUUUUCAUACAUGUGGGAUUUUUUUUUAUCGUUCUCACUUCUGGAUUUUUUUUUCUGUACAAAGCCAUUUUUCAGUCAGGAAG
Molecule: messenger RNA, 1825 nt
Organism: Panicum hallii
Lineage: Eukaryota; Viridiplantae; Streptophyta; Magnoliopsida; Poales; Poaceae
Product: auxin-induced in root cultures protein 12-like
Exons: 2
Coding region: 306-1109 (267 amino acids)
Source: RefSeq, a predicted model, not a curated record